Messenger RNA from Owenia fusiformis, 1174 nucleotides. Lineage: Eukaryota; Metazoa; Annelida; Polychaeta; Sabellida; Oweniidae. The record is from the annotation of a GenBank genome assembly.
AAAUCUCGACAAAAAAUCAUCACUUCUAGCAAUCAUACAUUUCUUUGUAUAAUAUAGUCUUUUAAAAUUAAUAAUUUAAUUUGAAAAAUAAUACAUUAAAGUAUUUUUCUGCAAAAAAACAGGUGAAAAAUAAUGAAACUUACCUUUUAUUGUUUCUCCAAAUAUGAUUGACAUAAAAUAGUAUGAUAUUUUUCCUUGGCUUGGCUUCGUUGAACUGAAUAGUCUACAAUUAGGAACUGUUUGUCUCAUAACACUAACCGUUUUUACGCUUUUUAGUCAUAUUUAUUACACAAAAUGCUUACAGUACAUCCAGUAAACUCUACAAACGCAUUCCAUGUGGACGGAAUGACCGCAGAUAUGAAAAAAUCCAGCAUCAACGAUGAGAAUCAGGUGCCAAACAGUGGUUCUCAUUUCGUUAAAAAGAACAUCAAAGUCUUGGGAGAAUCUCAAUCACCAAAUGUCCAACCAAUCCAGACAGACGGUGUACAGAUAAUUAAGAAAGAAAAGACCAAAGUAGAAAGACCAAAGUUCGAAGAAGAUGAGCCUCUUCUCAGGGAGAAUCCAUCACGUUAUGUGACCUUCCCAAUUCAAUACAAUGACAUUUGGCAAAUGUACAAAAAAGCAGUUGCCUCAUUUUGGACAGUUGAUGAAGUUGAUCUCACCAAAGAUUUCACUCAUUGGGACAAUCUUAAAGAUGAAGAACGUGACUUUAUCUCACAUAUAUUAGCCUUCUUUGCAGCUAGUGAUGGCAUAGUCAAUGAAAAUCUGGUGGAAAGGUUCAGCAAAGAGGUCCAAGUGACAGAGGCCAAAUGUUUCUAUGGAUUCCAAAUUGCCAUAGAGAAUAUCCACUCUGAAAUGUACAGUUUGCUCAUAGAUUCUUACAUCAAAGACCCCAAACAGAGGGACUUCCUCUUCAAUGCAAUAGAAAACCUGCCAUGUGUUAAAAAGAAAGCUGACUGGGCACUCAACUGGAUUGCUGACGAAAAUGCAGCCUUUGGGGAGCGAAUCGUUGCAUUUGCCGCAGUGGAGGGUAUCUUCUUCUCAGGCUCUUUCGCUAGCAUAUUCUGGUUGAAGAAACGAGGGGUGAUGCCUGGUCUUACCUUCAGCAAUGAGCUCAUUAGUCGGGAUGAGGGUCUCCAUUGUGACUUUGCCUGCCUCAUGUUUAAACAUCUGA